AAGUCACCCAACCUUGACAUAAAAAAAAAAAAAAAAAAUUAGUUCUCUCAAAACCCUCAACAUCCGCUCUUCUACCUCUCCGCCCAACAACUCUGACAACAAUGACGAUGAAGGCAUCUUUGAAGGGUAAGUACGACACAGACAAGAGCGGCGCCGCCGCAAACGUCGCCGUUUUCGCCAGCGACGUCAAGCUCCGCGCUUCUCUCACCGACGCCACCGUCGUCGGCGGCCCCAGCCUCAACGGCCUCGUUCUCGCCGUCGAAAAACCCGGCCUCUUCAUCGUCGACUACAACGUCCCCAAAAAGGACUUUAGGUUUCAGUUCAUGAACUCGGUUAGGGUUGUGGAUAAGCCGUUGAAUUUGACUUAUAUUCAUAGCCAAGGUGACAAUAGGACUAUUCUGGACGGGACUCUGGUGCUGAACUCGGCCAACAAGGUCUCGGCGAAUCACGUGCUCGGCACCGGAAAUGGGAAGUUCAAGUACAGUUAUGUGCACGGUGGGUUGACCACGUUCGAGCCCAGCUAUGACUUAGCUAAGAACUCGUGGGAUUUCGCGGUUUCGAGGAGGGUUUAUGGAGAUGAUGUGUUCAGGGCUAGUUACCAGACUUCGAGCAAGCUGUUGGGGCUCGAAUGGUCCAGGAAUUCCAAAGUUAAUGGCUCUUUCAAGGUGUCAGCUUCUUACAACUUGGCCGAGGAACACAAGGUGCCAAAGUUAACCGCCGAGAGUACUUGGGAUUUUGAGAUGUGAUCGCUUAUAGUAAUCUGAUUGUUCCAUUAGCCAUCAAAAUUUCUUAUAGUCUGUUGAACAGCUUAUGAUUCACUGCUGUUGGCUUUAAAACAUCUUUUUGCUGUUUAACAGUGUGUUUCUGUUAGUGAGCAUUCACAAUUGGAGCUUGGCACUAGCAUCAUUGAUACCCGUAACAACCUAAAAUACGAUUCAUAGAGCUAUAAUUCUGUAUGAUCUGAAUGAAUGAUCAUAAAUCUAUGUUCCAUAAAAAGUGAGGUCAGUCUCUUUUGGACUGUGACCACGGCUCUUC
This is a messenger RNA of Fragaria vesca subsp. vesca, 1035 nucleotides long. RefSeq names its product outer envelope pore protein 24B, chloroplastic-like. The transcript has 3 exons. The record is from RefSeq and is a predicted model, not a curated record. Lineage: Eukaryota; Viridiplantae; Streptophyta; Magnoliopsida; Rosales; Rosaceae. The coding region runs from base 102 to 746 and encodes 214 amino acids. Gene Ontology annotation, biological process: regulation of monoatomic ion transmembrane transport. Gene Ontology annotation, molecular function: voltage-gated monoatomic cation channel activity.